UAACCCUCCAUCGAAAUGCAAGGUGUUCCAAAACUAAUACUUCGGCGCGUAGUUGUUGCACUGACUGCUGGUUCACACUUUGGUUUCAUCACCACUCCACUCCACUCCACUCCACACACAUUUCCUCCGGAGAUCCCAACGAGGUAUCUGCUCACACUUUACUCAUUUCCUCUUUAUAAGAAUCGAAUCUGUUCGUCGCUUUCAUUUCUGGCGACAAUUUCGGGAUUUCGUGCUGCUUCUGCGAUUUUCUUUGUGCGGAGACCUCCCAGAGCUCUCAUGGCGGCCUUCACCGGUUCAAACGCUGUUUCUUUUAGUAAGGCUGGAAUCGUUGGUAAAUUUGAAGGCUUCGUCGAUCGUAGAGCCGGUCCUAUUGAGCAGUGGUCUCCGAUUUGUGGCGGAGCUGGAUCGAAUCAGGUCCGAGGUCGCUUCGGUCUCCAGUUAAGAUCGAAGAGCUCUUCUGCUUCAACUGGAAUAAAGGCUCAGGUUGCUACAGCGGAACAAGCAAGCAUUAAGGAGGGCAAACAAGUGGAAGCGCCUGUGGCUAUUGUGACUGGAGCCUCGAGAGGAAUUGGAAGAGCCAUCGCAUUGAGCUUGGGAAAGGCGGGUUGUAAGGUCCUGGUUAAUUAUGCUAGGUCGUCAAAGGAGGCCGAGGAAGUUUGCAAAGAGAUUGAGGGGUUUGGUGGACAAGCUCUUACUUUUGGUGGAGAUGUGUCAAAGGAGGCUGAUGUGGAUUCAAUGAUUAAGACAGCGAUUGAUGCUUGGGGAACUGUUGAUAUUUUGAUCAACAAUGCAGGAAUUACUCGUGAUGGUUUGUUGAUGAGAAUGAAGACAUCUCAAUGGCAGGAGGUGAUUGAUCUGAAUCUUACUGGUGUUUAUCUCUGUACUCAGGCAGCAUCCAAAAUUAUGAUGAAAAAGAAGAAGGGAAGAAUUAUCAAUAUAGCAUCAGUUGUAGGCCUUGUUGGAAAUGUUGGGCAAGCGAACUACAGUGCUGCAAAGGCAGGGGUGAUCGGUCUGACAAAGUCCGUUGCAAAGGAAUAUGCAAGCAGAAACAUUAACGUUAACGCUGUUGCGCCUGGGUUUAUUGCAUCUGACAUGACUGCCAAGCUUGGGCCGGAAAUUGAGAAGAAAAUUAUGGAUACCAUCCCCUUGGCGAGGUAUGGCCAACCUGAAGAAGUUGCUGGACUCGUUGAAUUCUUGGCUCUUAACCCAGCUGCUAGUUACAUUACAGGACAGGUUCUCACCAUCGAUGGGGGGAUGGUUAUGUAGGUCAUGUAUCGAAUUUUCCCAACUAAGCCCAUAAGAGAGGACCGUUCAGAGUUUAGAUUAAGUGGCCGUGGAACUGCGGAUUUUUUUACUGCUGGUUUUUGGAUUCCCCUGUCGGAUGAUACACGUUGCUUUUCGCAAGUUUAUGCCUUUUAAUUUAACCCCAGAUUUUGUUUGAAGCCUUUCGAGUUGCCUGCCAUUAUAAUUACAGUUUAAGUUCCUCUCUACAGAAUUUCUGACAUUAAUUAAAUUUAGCUAAUUAAGGGCAGCGAUUUCUUAGUUCCA
This is a messenger RNA of Momordica charantia (bitter melon), 1548 nucleotides long. RefSeq names its product NAD(P)-binding Rossmann-fold superfamily protein. Gene Ontology annotation, molecular function: 3-oxoacyl-[acyl-carrier-protein] reductase (NADPH) activity; NAD binding. The record is from RefSeq and is a predicted model, not a curated record. Lineage: Eukaryota; Viridiplantae; Streptophyta; Magnoliopsida; Cucurbitales; Cucurbitaceae. Gene Ontology annotation, biological process: fatty acid biosynthetic process.